Molecule: messenger RNA, 723 nt
Organism: Saccharomycopsis crataegensis
Lineage: Eukaryota; Fungi; Ascomycota; Saccharomycetes; Ascoideales; Saccharomycopsidaceae
Exons: 1
Coding region: 1-723 (240 amino acids)
Source: RefSeq, a predicted model, not a curated record
AUGGAGCUUUCUGAUUUGCCAAUUGAACAGUAUCCCUUACGAAGUUCCUCAUUCAUAGGCAGUAUCCAUGAGGCAGCAGAAUUGGCGCUUGCUCCAGGCUGUUUAAACUGUGGGUGUGUAGCUACCAAAGCUGUUUUGCCAUUGUUGAAUAAGCACAAUGAUCAUAUCACCACUCUUUGCAACAAGUACCAUAAAAUGAAAACAGAAACUACUACAAUGGCAAAUGUAUCAGGGGAAAGUUUAAAUAUGACUGAAGUAGUAGAUCCUUUGGAACUCAGUAAGGCUAAACAGGAGUUGGAAGAGUUCGUUGAUAAUGAGGGAAGAGGCAUUUCUUUCCCAAACAUAGGAAUGAUCACCGCGUGUUCCUGUCCACAAUCUACUGGUGGUGGAGGAAUGGCUUUCUGUUUUGGGUUGGUGUUCAAAACUCGCGACGGGGAGAUCCAAAAGCACUAUAUUACUCCACAGGUUAUUCAACCAUUAAUUGUGGGUAAGGAUAUUGUGUGUUUUUUCUCAUUUUUGGAUCAAAGCAAUUAUACAAAGGAAAGGAUUUUCAAGGCAUUGGGCAUUAAAGAUGGUGCUUUAAACCCAAGUGGUCAUCGAAACAAUUUGUUUGAGGCAAAGUAUUCGGUGUACGAGACUUUGGUUGACGAUGGCAACAUAGAAAUCAGAACCCCCUUGUCCAGGAUCACGAAAUUGAAAUUCGCUGAUGAUGACCCGGUAUGA